Cooperia oncophora is the source of this 636-nucleotide messenger RNA. NCBI's taxonomy places the organism in Eukaryota, Metazoa, Nematoda, Chromadorea, Rhabditida, Trichostrongylidae. The record is from the annotation of a GenBank genome assembly.
AUGGAAUCCAAUGGUACAACAUCACAUUUGUUGCCCUCAAACACGGUACCAGAUUUGACGCAGCGACUACGUGCCAUGGACAGUCUGGCAGUUUUCAAGAAUUUGGAAAGCGCACUGUCGUGCACGCUCGGAACGUCGAGCAUGCGACCAAGCGUCUGUCGCGACGACGCUUCGACGCACCGUGACGAUGCAUCGAGUAUGUGCGAUAGUGGUGCUAUGUUUCACGUCGGUACACCGCCUAUCUUCAGUCCAGUGCCAUCUUCGGAAUCGGAUUUUGAAUGCCAGGCGGAAGAUGAAGAUGAUGAUGAUCCAGAGAUUCUAGCCCUCAUUCGAAGACAUCGCAUGCAACAACUUCACCUUCGCGAACAACAGCGACUCGAACUUGAAGAGCUCCGUGCUCGUCAGCGUCAACAACGUAUGACUAGAGCCGCGACUGCAGCACCAGAGGGGUCUUGUGGUGAUGCCAUGUCACAGAGCCUGCAUGGCAAUCAUCAUCAUUAUCAUCGCCACCAGCCUUCUACAUUGUCGUUGCCAGCCAGUCCACCACCAACCAUGUCAAAUAACACUGAGGCCAGUUUCACUAGAAAAGAAUUUGCCAUAGUUUUUUUUUUCGAGGACCUGUACUUGCACCACUGA